AUGCACAGUCUGCGGAGUCUCAAAGACAUAGUUACUGCCAGCAACUCGUCAGCAAAGCUCACAAGGAAGGGCCUAGUCAAGACUUGGCUAUUUAGCGGAUGUGAGCUGUGUCCCAACUGCAAUGAGGAGUUCCUUUCCAUCGAGGCAGUUAUUCUGCAUCUCGAUUCUCAGUCUACCUGCUGGCCACGUGAAUCACGCCCGCAACAAUUCCCAAUUCCACCCGGAUUGCGAGGUUCUCGUUCAUCUACAUCGUCCGCUACUGGCUCUUAUCAUCCUCGAUCCGGGUAUGUCUUUGGUGUGGGCAAAAACCUAUUCGACAGGUUGCAAGAAGAUCAAUAUGAUUACCGGAGGAAAAUAAAUACCUAUUAUCCUUUCCACGAUGAAGGAGAGUGGGAAUUAGCAAGGUUUCUAGUUGAAAACCUGACUCAAACUCAGAUCGACAAGUUUUUGAAGUUGAAAUGGUUUCACACCCGCCCAAGACCAUCUUUCACCUCAAAAGAUCAACUUCUUGAUUGGAUUGAUGCGCUCCCCUCUUUUGUACCAUGGAAAGUCUCGACCAUGGAGUUCACAGGCUACAAGACGACUUAUCCCUUGCAACUCAUCUGGCGUGAUGCUCUCGAAGUCGUCAAACAGCUCUUCAGUGAUCCUGUUUUUGCUAACCAUAUCACUUUUCAACCGCAUGUUGUUAAUACUGGGGGUCAGCGUGAAUAUGGGGAUUAUAUGAGCGCUGACAUGGCAUGGAAAAUUCAGGACCAUCUCCCAGUAGGUGCUACACAAGUACCGAUAAUCUUGGGAUCAGAUAAAACACCUGUGACGCGCACCACUGGAGGGCUUGAGAUGCACCCACUUUUCAUUACGAUUGGUAACCUCGAUUCGGAAGUUCGCUCCAAGGCUACACUACGAGCUUGGCGCUGUAUUGCUUACAUGCCCAUCGCUAAAUUUCAUGUGCAUCCUGAUUAUCAGGGCAUUCUGCAGGCACGCCUGUGGCAUAGAUGUGUCGAUCUCAUCUGCGCCAACCUCAAGGUCGCAGCAAAGGAUGGUUGUUUUAUGCCCGAUCCUUCCCGAUACAUCCAUUAUGUCUUUACACCACUUGUCUCUCACGUAUGUGACCUUCCAGAGGCUACCAUGAUCGCUACAGUCAGUAAAAGUGCCUCUCCCAUAACUAUGGCGACACAAGCAAAUUUUGGUGACGGAGUUCUCUACCCUCCUCGCACUGGACAACACACACUGCAACUCGUCUAUGAGAUCUCCAAGGAGGUCGAUCCUUGGGAUCUUGAUAAAUUCCAGAAGGCAGCAAAAGCGGUGCAUCUGUCUGGAGUUCACAUGCCAUAUUGGCGUGAUUGGACGUUUGCAUGCCCAUCUGUCUUUCUCACCGGUGAAGUUUUGCAUACCUGUAUCAAGUUUUUUGCGGACCAUCCGCUCAAUUGGAUCAAGGAGACGGUAGGGAAACCUGAGCUCAAUGCUCGCUUCAUGGUUCAGCAUAAGCGGGUGGGAACUCGUCACUUCACCAAAGGUGUCACCCAUGUCAACCAAAUGACAGGGCGCGAGCACCGAGAUAUUCAACGCACCAUUGUUGCUUCGAUUGCAGGCGCUGCUCCACCCAGGUUCAUUCGUUCCAUCCGUGCCCUCAUAGAGUUCAUCUACCUUUCUCAAAAUCCGGUUCAUUCUCCUGAUUCCCUGCAGUCGAUGGCGCAAGCACUUUCGGAUUUUCACUCAUUCAAGGAUGCUAUCGUUGACGCUGAGGCAAGGAGGGGAAAGAAAGGUGUUAAAGACGAUUUUUUUAUCCCGAAACUCGAGCUAUUGCAAAGCUUCAGAGGCAUGGUCAAGAAACUGGGCACGUUGAUGCAGUUUUCAGCUGAUAUGACAGAGCGCUUACUCAUUACACACUGCAAACAUCUCUUUGAGCGCACAAACCGGCGAUCUACUGAUUUUACGGAGCAGUGCGUACGGAUCCUCAACCGCCAGGAGUCGAUGGAAUUAUUCAACCUGUAUGCGUUAUUCUAUUCUCGUGGCACGUCACUUGUCAAUGCCAUACGCAUCGAAGAUGAAGAAGUGACGACCGUUAAUCCAGCGCUUUCCUGGAUUUCUCGUGUUCUCCCUGAUGAAACGCAUUCUGUUCAUGGACCUCGGCCAGUUUGGAAUCAUUUUCUUAAGGGCAUUCUUUCUGGAGACGCUCUCACUGCCUUCCAUCUGACCUCGACGCCGGAUUUUAAUGCUCUGACGCCCAUCGCUAUUGAAGCUAAAUACUCACUUGUUGAUUUCAAUCAUGCGCUCUCUCAGUUUAUCAAUCAAUUAUCCCUCUCCACUGGCGAGCAUACCCGCUGGGACCAUGGAUACGGACACUUUUGCACAUGGAAUAAAUUUCGACUACAGCUUCACUCUGCUUUCCAGCCACGAGUCAUCAUGCCAAGCAGAGUGAUACAAGCAUACCCGCCGAGUGAUGCAUUCCCCCUCGGAAACUGCGAUACUGUCCUAAUCAAUGUCACGGGCGAUGACGGCCAAAGCACCAGUCGUGUUGCACAAGUUCGACUCAUCUUUCAGCCAAAGAUUCCACGGGCUUCUGACUUGGUGUUACCAAUGUACCUUUCAAGUCCACUCCUCUACGUCCAAUUCUUCCACUUCGUCGCUAAUCCCAGUGACCGUCCUGAACUUGCGAUGUGGACAGUGGAGCGCACGUACAUGAUAGACCAACGUGGCAGACGUUGUAGGUGUGGUGGUGUCGUGUCGUUGACAGAUGUAACACAUGCCGUCGAAUUGAUACCAGAAUAUGGUAACAAGGUAGACGAGAGGAUUUCUUCAGCCACUAGUUUGGAGAGCUAUGACCGGUUUUUUCUCAACAGUUUCGCAGAUAAGGAAAGCUAUCAUACAUUUAGCACAGAGUUCGCAUAG
Suillus plorans is the source of this 2889-nucleotide messenger RNA. RefSeq lists its product as uncharacterized. The coding region runs from base 1 to 2889 and encodes 962 amino acids. The transcript is spliced from 5 exons. The record is from RefSeq and is a predicted model, not a curated record. NCBI's taxonomy places the organism in Eukaryota, Fungi, Basidiomycota, Agaricomycetes, Boletales, Suillaceae.